Molecule: messenger RNA, 3242 nt
Organism: Physcomitrium patens
Lineage: Eukaryota; Viridiplantae; Streptophyta; Bryopsida; Funariales; Funariaceae
Source: RefSeq, a predicted model, not a curated record
CUAAUGACACAGUUCAGGAGUUUUCAAAAUACUUAAGAAUUAGAAAAUGGAUGUAUUUUAAAGAGCUUUUCAAAUAAUUAUUAAGUUUGAUUACUUGGUUUCAUACACAUGCACAUCUUUUAACUUUUAUGAAAGUGUGAAACCCCUUGCUUUUUUACCAGUCUUAUGAAAAAAAAACUCACACACAACUACAACCAUAUCAACUAAAGAAUGGUUACUUAGAGAUCACACAAGCACUUACAACUACUAGACAAUUUUCAUGUGUUCAAAGCUAUCACCCAAAGUUGAGGUGGGUACCCAUGCCAUGCAGAAAAAAUGGUUUAAAAACCACGCCCUACUAUUUUCUGAGGGAAAAGUGGCUGAAGAGAGCCACGUUGGCAGCACCAAAGGAGGGAGAUACACGUGUCGAUGACGCGAACCCAUGAAGGGGGAGGAAGAAUGGCUGCAGCCUCCAAGUCCUACUUCGAGCUCCGACAAUGCUCCCCCAAGCUCAGGCCCCUGUCGCAGUGCGGCUGGCUGGCUUCGCACCAUGAAUGCAAGCCAAUGUCGCGUUCCAACGGGAUAGAGCAAUGCUGAGGAUCAGGAAUUGGAGGAGGAGGAGGAAGAAGAAGCGGAAGCAGCAGCAGAAGGGACAGUAUAGUCGCAGUAGUAGUAGUAGAAGAAGAAGAAGAAGAAGAAGAAGGGAGGAGGAUUUUUGGUUUGGCUGGUAGGCCCUGCAGUUGAGGCGAGCGCAUCUUCAUUGUUACCACUGCUUGGAUCGCCUUUUACCCUUCGAACCUUGUCUAGGCCAUGAGGACAGGAUGUUACUCCUAUUCCGAUCUUGUAGCUAUGGCAGAGGACGGGAAGGACAUGAUGCUUCAGAUUUUGUACAGGGGGUCACGCCCUUCCCCUUGUCUAAAGUUCUCUUACUCCUCUUGAAGCAGUCGCAUUUGGAAAGCGUUCUGUUACAGACAGCGUUGAGCAAUUUGAAUAAACAAAAUCAAACCGAAGAUAGCAUCAAGAAAGCAGUGCAUCCUCCUGAGCCUCUGGCAUUUGACCAUUCGAAUCUUUUUUUCACGGAUCGAUUGUAAACAGCAGGGAGGCUGUGGAUGAAUCUUAGAGCCUUGCCACGGAGAACAUUGAUGACAACGGUUCUCUCCUACCUGCAGAGCACGCUCCUUCGAAUGAUCUCAAUUCUGGUGUUGCGGGCACAGGGUAUCUCUAUGAAAAUAAGAGUGGAUGAGAAAAUUGCACUGGUUAAGGCCUGACUGUUUUACAAGGAGCUGACAGUGAGCAAUGGAAUCUAAAAACAUUUGAGCAUGUAGGCAGCCAAGAUAACCAUAAGAAUACAUCGAGGACAGUGUCUGGGGCUGAUCUGUUGGAGGCACCUCUGUUCAACGAUGAAAUAGUUGAGAUUUGUGUGGUUGAUGGGGUAGGUAGUGAUGUUGAACAGACAACAUCCCAAUGCAAUGGUGACAAUGCGUCUUCUAGAACUUUGAAGCCGGCACAUUUGGGCGAUUCGGACAGAUCACCUGUGAUGCUUCAAGUUACUGUGGAAACCUAAAAUAUUGGGCGGCAAUGCCAUGAAGAAUGAACUUGUUGGGAAUGACGUUCUGAGUCACAGGUCAUCUACCAGUGGCGCAAACAUAGUUGGAGACAUCCUGUAUGAUAAUGCUGUUGAGGAUGAAGGACACUCCCGACAACUUAUUCUUGCUUUUGCAGCUAAGCGGUAUGCAGUGGACGUGGAGAAAAAUCCAGAGAACCAUGAUGCUCUGUACAACUGGGCACUGGUUCUUCAGGAAAGUGCAGACAAUGCAGGACCAGAGGUGGGUUCUCCAGAAAAGGAUGCACUGCUUGAGGACGCAUGCAAGAAAUAUCAGACUGCUGUUCAACUUUGUCCUACUCUACACGAGGCGUGUGACAGAUACGACCGGGCUGUGCAACUGAACUGGAACAGUCCUCAGGCAUUGAACAACUGGGGUCUUGCACUGCAGGAACUUGGAGCCAUUGUUGCAUUGAAAGAGGAACGUGCUAUAAUCAAGAUGGCAAUAAGAAAAUUUCGUGCUGCUAUUCGACUCCGCUUCGACUUUCAUCGUGCUGUUUACAACUUGGGAACCGUGCUGGUGUAUAGAGGUGGUCUACGGCGGGUGCGGAAUUUCUUGCCCCUGCCUUACCUUCGAGCCGGAUGGUUGACGAUUCCUCCUUUUGGGGACCCUCUGGCUCCACAUAAUGACUGGUUGCGAUUGUGGUUUGUUCUCGACCAUGAGGCACUUUAUGGGAUGGAGAAAGUUGACCGAAAGUCCCUUGCACAUAGCUACUCGAGACACUCUAGCACUCUUACCUCAGAAAUUAAUGCAAGUAGCAGUAUUGCUCCAAAGUCAUCGGUUUUAAGAAUCGCAAUGGAAGAUAUUUUAGGUCUAGCCCCAACAGCAGAUUUCAGCCUCCCGCCUGGAGGAAGUUUUUGCAUUGAUACUGACGCUGGUGAACAAUAUCUGGUUCGUCUCCUACGAUUCUUCCACUUCUGUUAUGACCUUGUCCACUAUUUGAUGAUGGAUUGUGUGCUUGUCUUAACCCCUUAUCUACACCUUAUUCUUUUUUAUCUUAUCGAAGGCCAUAUUCCGACAUGAUGAUAAUGUAUGUUAAAUGUUUCAGGGAGGCUAUAGUGUAGAAAUAUGUUUCUAACUAUUGUGUCGCCUCCAUGUCGUUUUCCCAUUGUACAUAAAUAAAAAUAUGCAAAAGUAUUCUUUUCUGAUCUUCAUGUAAUUUUUGUGUAAUUUUUAGGAUGUGCUGCUUGUUUUCGCACUACCCAUCCCUAUGCAAUCUCUUCGUUUGCUUCUAAGUUGACUUUCUCGAGCUGUAUGGAUUCACUCGUUAUUGUUACAUACACAAGUAGUUUCAAUCCACAUAUUGUGUGAAAUUUGUCAUUUUACCUUAGAUCAUCACGAACGGAUUCUUGCGAGGGGUGUUGGUGUGCAGAUUGCAGAUACCUGGGAUAGCAUGGAUGCAUGGGUAGACGCCGUUCGGCUUGUAUACACCAUUUACGCUAAAGGCAAAAGGGAUGUCCUUGCUAAUGUGCUAGUAGUCUGACCAAGAGUAAUAGCGAUCAGUAGUAGUGCUGUGGAGUAUCUCCGUUACUGCAAAGUUAGCACUGCAGGUGCUCAUAUUGUCUAGACUGGUAACUCGGGGUCACUGUUUUUGCCUAGAAUUUGGCUGUAGUUAACCAUGCUGAAUUAAUAAAAUUUUGUUCUUCGAUAUUAUUUAUC